Podarcis muralis (Common wall lizard) is the source of this 603-nucleotide messenger RNA. RefSeq names its product leukemia inhibitory factor-like. The record is from RefSeq and is a predicted model, not a curated record. Gene Ontology annotation, biological process: leukemia inhibitory factor signaling pathway; positive regulation of cell population proliferation; regulation of cell differentiation. Gene Ontology annotation, molecular function: cytokine activity; growth factor activity; leukemia inhibitory factor receptor binding. NCBI's taxonomy places the organism in Eukaryota, Metazoa, Chordata, Lepidosauria, Squamata, Lacertidae. Gene Ontology annotation, cellular component: extracellular region.
AUGAAAGGAGUUGUUCCUUUGCUGCUAGCCAUGCACUGCCGACUGGUGCCCGGAAAACCCCUCCUGAGGAACAGGCGGAACCUCAUGUGCGACAACAUCAGCCCUUGCGGAGAAACAGUCUUCAAUCAAAUUAAGUGCCAAGUGACACGUCUCAAUUUGUCGGCCCCGGGUCUCUUCGAUGCCUAUCUGGAGAGCCAAGGCUCCCCCUUCAACAGAGCGGAGGUGAAAUCGCUUUGCGUCUCCAAAGACACUUUCCCCUCCUUUGACAACCGGACCAGGAAAGAGAUGCUGAUCUCGCUGUACAAGAUCUUCACCUUUUUCAACGCCUCCCUGGGCAACAUCACCAGAGACCAGGAGAACAACGAGAGGAAGGACCUGCUGGAACGGCUCAGCAACACCACCGCCAAGACGCGAGGCCUCCUAGCCAACCUCACCUGCCUGUUGUGCUCCGAGUACAAAGUCACUGAUGUGAAGGUUACCUACGGCUCGGAGGAAACGGGCGCGUUUGAGAAGAAGAAGCAGGGCUGCUGGGCCCUCAGGAUGUACGCAGAGACCAUCCCGCUCAUCGCUCAGGCCUUGGGGAAAUGCCACAGGCAGAGAUGA